AUGGGUCUAAUGAAUGGUUCGAACAAUGAUGCGGACGUAAAGCUGUUAGGAGCAUGGCCUAGCCCUUUUGUCCUGAGGACUCGGAUCGCACUUAACCUAAAGCAUGUAGCGUACGAGUAUCUAGAAGAGGAAGAUACUUUGAAUUCUGAGAGCGUUUUAAACUAUAACCCCGUCCAUAAACACAUCCCUAUACUCAUCCAUGGAAACAAAUCAAUCCGUGAAUCCCUCAACAUCGUCAUGUACAUCGAUGAGACUUGGCUCUCCGGUCCUCCCAUCCUUCCCUCUGAUUCCUUUGAUCGUGCUGUUGCUCGCUUUUGGGAUGUCUAUGUCGAUGAACACUGUUUCACAUCAAUCAAUGGAGUGGCAGUAGCAAAAGACGAAGAGGAAAGAAAGGCGGCGAUAGCGAAUCUAGAGCAAUGUAUGGCUUUAUUAGAAAAAACGUUUCAAGAAUGCAGCAAAGGGAGAGGCUUCUUUGGAGGAGACAACAUCGGAUUCAUCGAUAUAGGUUUCGGGUCCAUGUUAGGUCCUCUUAAGGUUCUUGAGAGAUUUACCAGCGUCCAUUUCAUACAUCCGGAAAGCACACCAGGCUUUUUCCAUUGGGUGGACAGAUUCUACGCCCACGAAGCAGUCAAGCCGGUCAUGCCGGAUAUCGAAAAACUGGUCGAGCUCGCUAAGCUCAAGUUCAAUACUUCAAUCUUUAAAUGA
Molecule: messenger RNA, 705 nt
Organism: Capsella rubella
Lineage: Eukaryota; Viridiplantae; Streptophyta; Magnoliopsida; Brassicales; Brassicaceae
Product: glutathione S-transferase U11
Exons: 2
Coding region: 1-705 (234 amino acids)
Biological process (GO): glutathione metabolic process
Cellular component (GO): cytoplasm
Molecular function (GO): glutathione transferase activity
Source: RefSeq, a predicted model, not a curated record